Molecule: messenger RNA, 3362 nt
Organism: Puntigrus tetrazona (Sumatra barb)
Lineage: Eukaryota; Metazoa; Chordata; Actinopteri; Cypriniformes; Cyprinidae
Gene: lgi3
Product: leucine-rich repeat LGI family, member 3
Exons: 9
Coding region: 874-2529 (551 amino acids)
Biological process (GO): regulation of exocytosis
Cellular component (GO): synaptic vesicle
Molecular function (GO): protein binding
Source: RefSeq, a predicted model, not a curated record
GAUUAAUAAUGAUAAUGUUGUUAUCAUCAUGUUAUUUCUUUUACAUAAUUCUAAUUAGCUGACAAUUAAUUUAUAAUAAUACUAACAUAAUAAAUAUUACGAUUAUUAUUAUUUUACACUGCAGCACUAAUAUUUCAAAAGCUUAACCAUUUUAAAUCCUCAAAUUUGAAAGAUGGUAAAAGGCCGCACUUCUGCCCAUAAAAAUAUGCCAAUAACGUAAACCUAAUGCACACUGCCUUCCCAAACGUUUCACCCUUAUACAGUUAUUGCGUACAGUUAUUGAUAACUGCAGCGUGCCAUGCACGAUUACCAUGUCGUCUCUCUUUUAUUUAUUUUGCUUUACAUUGGAUGUAAUGAAUUGCAGCUACCCUUUUGAAAGGACGCUGUUCCAAAAGCUGCUUUUUCAAGCACAAGACUUCUAUAAGAUGUGACGCUUGAGCAUAAACAAGUGUUUUCUAGUACAUUAUUUAGUAUAACCUUCACUGACCGGUCCGUCGCCCCCCGCCUCUUUAUCUUGGUUCGGCCUCCCCAUCCCGCUACUUUCUCUGCUGUGUUCUCUGCUGCAGUUUAAGUGUUAGCGUGUGCGAUUGUUAAUAAUUCAGUGUCAGCGUUGCAGCGCUCUGGUCUGAGACCGUGUGCUGAUACGCUCCUGCAGUCUGUGCUCUGACAGCUGCACCACUGAGAGAAAGAGAGAGAGAGAGAGAGAGAGAGACUGCAGGGAACACUGAGGAAAUCAAAUACACCCUCAGACACGCACCCAGGGAGCACCAGUCACUGCCCGCUCCCUCACACCCUGGAUCUUCUGCUCUCGCAGUUUCCUCAGUGAGCGCCCAGGAUCGUUUCUCGCUCGAGCUGGAGAAGAGAAGGUGGAAGAUGGUGGAAGCGAGGCCCGGAUGGACCCUGCGAUGGCCGGGUUGGCGGCUGUCGGUCUGCGUGCUGCUUCUCUGCGUGUUCGGGACGGCGGCGGGCCGCAGGGCUCCCAAAACCCCUCGAUGUCCAGCCACCUGCUCCUGUACCAAAGACAGUGCCUUCUGCGUGGACACCAAAGCCAUCCCCAAGAGUUUCCCGCCGGGAAUCAUCUCCCUGACUAUGGUGAACGCUGCUUUCACAGAGAUUCCUGAAGGAGCUUUUUCCCACAUGCACCUUCUGCAGUUCUUACUGUUGAACUCAAACACAUUCUCAGUGAUUUCUGAUAAUGCUUUUGCCGGUCUUGGACAUCUGCAGUACCUAUUUAUUGAGAAUAACGACAUCCAAGCCCUGUCAAAGCAUACAUUCAGAGGACUGAAGUCUCUAACACAUCUGUCUCUAUCCAACAACAACCUGCAGGUUCUUCCCAGAGAUCUCUUCAAGCACCUGGACAUCCUCACGGACCUAGACCUGCGAGGGAACUCGUUCCGUUGUGACUGUAAGAUCAAAUGGCUGGUGGACUGGAUGGAGAAGACCAACACCUCGGUUCCCGCCAUAUACUGCGCCAGUCCUUUUGAGUUCCAGGGUCGACGCAUCCAUGACCUCACACCCCGUGACUUCAACUGCAUUAGCGCGGAUUUUGCUGUAUACGAGACAUACUCCUUCCAGUCGCUGUCUGUGGAGUCGUACGAGUUUAACGACGACCAGUACGCCGUUUUCGCUCAGCCCAACACUGGGAUCUGCACCGUGUUCAUUUGGGAUCACGUGAACAUGCUAUUCAAGACACAUUACAACAUCACAUCUCGUUCUGCGGUGUAUUGUAAACCCGUGGUUAUCAACAACACUCUCUACAUGGUUGUGGCUCAGCUUUUUGGAGGAUCCCACAUUUACAAAUGGGAGGAAGGUCCAUUGCGCUUCGUCAAAAUCCAGGACAUCGAUACCACCCGUGUGCGUAAGCCCAACUUCGUCGAGACGUUCCAGAUUGAAGGAGACUGGUAUUUCGCGGUAGUGGACAGCUCUAAAGCCGGCUCCACCAGCCUAUACCGCUGGAACAGCAACGGCUUUUACUCCCACCAGUCCCUCCAUCCCUGGCACAGGGACACUCACAUCGACUUCCUGGAGGUGGACGGCAAGCCUCGCCUCAUCCUCUCCAGCUCCUCGCAGCCCCCCGUGGUGUAUCAGUGGAACCGCAGCCAGCGCCAGUUCGCCUACCACUCCCAGAUCACCGAUUCGGGCGAUGUGCAGAUGGUCAAGCACUUCUGGGUCCGGAAAGCGCUUUAUCUCUGCCUCACGCGCUUCAUAGGAGACUCGAAGAUCCUGCGCUGGGACAACCAGCGCUUCGUAGAGAUUCAAACCCUGCCUUCCCGGGGCUCGAUGGCCGUGUACCCGUUCAGCGUCGGAGUGAGGCAGUACCUCCUGCUCGGCAGCGAUUACUCCUUCUCUCGGAUCUACCUGUGGGACGAGCUCACUCAGAGAUUCCAGCCCUUCCAGGAGCUCAACAUGCUCGCGCCUCGAGGCUUCAGCCUGCUUUCUGUGGACAAUAAGGACAUUCUGUUAGCGGCCAGUUUUAAAGGAAAGACCAUGGCCUACCAGCAUCUAGUGGUGGAUCUCAGCGCCAAAUAGGCAGCUGGAGAGGUUUUUGUGUAAGUGCGUAAAUGCCAAGAAGUGCAAAACUCACACACUUUUCUACAUCUGCAUUCACACACGGAUUGGUUCUAUCUUUGCUAAAUACUCAUACAUUAGUGACUGUGUAAGCCAUCAUCAACUCAAUAAACGUCUUAAAAUCUUAAAACCAAUUAGCCAUGUUUAGGUCUUUAAGUAGCCUAAAUCAGUGCUGUCCAAUGAUUAAUUGCAUCCAAAAUUUUUAUUUUUAUUUUUUUUUUACAUAAUAUAUGUGUGCACUGUCUAUACUGUCUCUAUUUAAGUAUACGUAAAAAAACAACAACAAUAAAUCAAUAUAAUCACAUCAAUAUAGUUCAAAUUUACAUAUAAAUAUAUAAAGUAGACACACAUAUUAUGUAAACAAAACGUUUUAUUUAGAUGUGAUUAAUCAGUUUACAGCACUAGCCUAAAUAACCAUAUGCAUUGCAAUUAUUAAGUUUUGUUGAUAGGAUGUACGUUGUUCAGCAGUUUCAUUUCCAAAAGGUGAAUGAUAGUUUUAGACAGAUGUUGCUCCCUGAUUCGUGUAUCAUCAUAACAGGAAUAUAAACACUUCAGGAAAAACAGCAAAACUUCAUGUCCGUUACUCGGUUGAGCUUGACUGUUAAGGCUUUGCUUUAGGGAUUUUCUACGAAGAUUAUUCUCUGAAAGCGGACAACACUUACUAACCGACAGGUCAUUAUAACCCAUCUGCUGUCAUCAGCAUGCAUUGCAGUAAAUGACUGUGGUGGAAAUGUGAUUUAUGUCACAAUAUAAAGUAAAAAAAAAUAAAAAUAUUUUUUUCUUCCCGUCUAUAA